UGUGACUCUUUGUGGGGUGCACGUCCGCCAGCUCCAGAAUAUGGACGAAGAAUCCAGUGCAGAACGAGUGGAAUUUAGAAAUGGCCCUGACCAGAUACUUCCUGCAUCAUCCUUCAAAACGAGUGAUGCAGAUGGUGCAGUUCAGCUUUACAUAACUGAAGAGGGUGUAACAGCAGACCAACCCAUUUCCAUUCAUACCAUGUUAAAGGCAAAUGCUGAAGAGUAUCCAAAACAUCCUGCACUGGCUGUUAAGAAGAAUGGAAUAUGGAAGUACUGGACCUACAAAGAGUAUUUUGAUGAAUCCAGGACGGUCGCUAAGGCUUUUAUUAGGCUCGGACUGGAAAGAUUCCACGGAGUUUGCAUUAUGGGAUUUAACUCUCCAGAAUGGAUGCUUGCUAACUUUGGUGCCAUUUUUGCCGGCGGGAUUUGUGUCGGCUCAUACACCACCAAUUCACCAAAAGUCUGUAGACACAUCUUAGAUGACUGCCAAGCACAACUAGUUGUUGUAGAAAAUGAAGUGUGUCUCAAUAAGAUCCUGGCAGUUAAACAAUUUCUUCCUCACAUCAAAGCAAUCAUCCAGUGGUCAGGCGUCCCAAGUGCUGCUGGUGUGUUAUCCUGGGCUGAGCUUAUGGCUAUUGGUUUGGCUGAGAAAGAUACUGAAUUAAAUGAACGACUUUCUCUGUCUGCAAUCAAUCAGUGCUGUACAGUGAUCUUUACAUCAGGCACAACUGGUCCUCCAAAAGGAGUCAUGUGCUCACAAGAUCAUAUGACCUGGGUAGCAAAGCAGUUCAUGGUGAAUAUGCCACAUCUUCAAACUGCCUAUGAAGUUAUUGUAUCAUACCUCCCAAUGAGUCAUCUUGCUGCUCAGAUGCUUGACAUAUAUAUGGCCUGUUCAUUUACUGGUACAGUCUACUUUGCACAGCCUGAUGCUUUGAAAGGAACACUUCUACACACAUUAAUUGAGGUCCAACCAACUUCGGUCCUGGGUGUACCUAGAGUGUGGGAGAAGAUGUAUGAGAAGAUGCAAGAGGCGGGAGCUUCAGCAGGAGGAAUAAAGAAGACUCUUGGAUCGUGGGCUAAGUAUCAUGGACUAAACUACUAUAAAGCUUUAUUUAAUAAUAGGCCACUGUCAUGGUAUGAAAGUAAUGCUAACUCUCUUGCCAAAAGGGUAGUUCUCAACAAAGUGAAGACAGCACUUGGCCUGAGCCGAGCACAUUUCUUAUGUUCAGGAGCUGCCCCCAUUUCCAAGGAUGUUCUGGAGUACUUCAUGAGCUUGGACAUGCCCAUUAUGGAAGGUUAUGGUAUGUCUGAAUCUCUGACCAUUUGUUCCAUGUCUCUCCUGCAACCUGGAAUGUUCAGACUUGGAAGUGUUGGCAAGAGACUUCCUCAAACUAUUGUUCGUUUGAAGAGUUCUGCAGAUUAUAAACCAGGAGACGGAGAAAUCCUUAUAAAAGGAAGAAAUGUAUUUAUGGGAUAUCUAAACAGUCCAGAAAAGACCGAUGAAACUCUUGAUGAUGGCUGGCUGUCAACUGGAGAUAUUGGCUGUUUUGAUGAAGAUGGAUUCCUGUACAUCACAGGACGUAUUAAAGAACUGGUAGUCACGGCUGGAGGGGAAAAUAUACCUCCACUACUGAUUGAGAAUCACAUUAAAAAAGAACUGCCAUUUAUCAGUACUACCAUAGUUAUUGGGGAUUGCAGAAAAUACCUGUCAGUUCUAUUAACCCUGAAGGCUGAAGUUGAUAAGAAUACUGGUGAACCUCUUGAGACUUUAACUCCAUCUUGCCAGACCAUGAUGAAGAGCCUUGGACUAAAUGUGAAGACAGUAGUGGAUGUUUUGGACGAACUUAAGAGGAACCCUCAGGGAGCUGUUGCUACAGCCAUACAGAAUGGAAUAGAAAGGUACAAUGAGAACCAUGCAGCAUCACAUGCACAGAAGGUUCAGCGUUGGACGGUGUUGCCUUUGGACUUCUCCUUGGUAACGGGGGAAUACAACAACACUCUCAAGUUAAAAAGAAGUUUUGUGAUGGAUAAGUAUAAGGAUAUAAUUGAUUCCAUGUACCCAGACCCAAUGAAAUUAGGUAAACUUUAAGGCAGCACUUUGGCAGUAAAGUAUAUCUGUGGUACCCAAGUAUUUCAGAUAUUGGUAGUAAUUAUCAAUGUACUUCAGGGCUUAUACUAGCUGUUUCAGGUGUGUACUGGUAAGGACUGACAACCUAUUUCAGGUACUGGUAAUACAGUAAACUAUCUGUCAAUUAUAAGUGUGGGACCAAGAGGUGUAUGUAAAGUGGAUAAUUACACCAAUAAAUACUAUCAUGAAUAUGUGUCCAAGGAAAGCAGAUUACAGUUCUUGUGUCAGUUUAGUUAUAUUAUAGUACUGUACCUGUACACUAACUUACUUCAUUAUUAUCUAACACUUUCAUUGUUAUGACUCAGUUUUUAAUGUUAUCAUUCUCCCACAAUCACCAGAUAACUUACUCCUCAAACUCACCUUAAGACAAGUAGACUCAUCACCACACAGUCACUCAGCCUGUUGCCUAAUUCUCCAAUUUCUCCUCAAUUAUUCUCAUGUAAGUUCUGAAAAUUUAAUAAAGAAAUUAAUCUAUAAUGUAUUAUGAAAUUUAAUAUUUAUGUAGAAUGCUCAAAUUUUUCAUAAAAUAGAUUAUUUUGUAAAGUAGAUUUUAGGUUGACAGAUAUUUGAGUAACUUAACUGUAGUAAGUGAUGUACGGUACAGUAGUUUCUGGCAGUCGGCAGUAGACACUGGCAAAUCGAUGGGUAUUCAAUUAGCAAUUCACCAAUCUGCACCGCAAUGAAUUGUGGUACAAAAUAUAGAACAGUACAGUAUGCCUGUACUGUACUACUCAAAUCUGUGCUUUUUGUGAUAUGAUGCACUGAAAAUUUCAUAAAAUUACCCUGUAAAAAAUUCUUCUGGGAAAAUUAUAACAUUAAUAGGUAUUCUAAGUUUGCAUUUAAUGUUUCUUAAUGUUGUUAAAAUGAACAAACUGAGAGUCAGCUAUACAAUUGACUCUCCUGUGUAAACAAAAAACAUAAUCUUGGUGACUAAAACUUCAUGGGCUAAAGGUUAUGUCAGACAGUGGCUGGCAAUCGGCUACCUACAUAUCUCAUACUGUAAUUUACUCUUAAGUGCUGUUAACUUAUGCUAAUACUGUACUUACUGUUCAAGUUUCUAGCUUCCAUUGUAUAAAUAAUGCACCUGUCAACCACCAUAUUUCUCACACUUCUGGUUUGGUUUCAUGGUUACCACCUAUACCAGGAACCAUCUAACCAAUCAGUCUCCACCAUUAAGUUGUCACUUGGUGUUUUCUAAAAAUAGUAUACUGUAAUAGUUUUAGAAUUUACUCACUAUUGCAAUGCUGAAGACAUGUGUUACUAUAAAAAUAUAUUAAUUAUUUGGUUAUAGAGAAAUUUAAAAUUUUACUUACCAGUAGAGGCGGGCAGAUGAGCUGCUGGGGUCAAUGUUGGAGGGACUGACAGUGGUAUUUGCUGGGGGUGAGGCUGGUACAAUGAUGACAGCUGAGGGAGAGGCUGGUGGUGAGUAGCUGAGAGAGAAGUUGGUGGUGAGUAGCUGAGGGAGAGGCUGGUAGUGAGUAGCUGAGGGUGAGGGAGAGGCUGGUGGUGAGUAGCUGAGGGAGAGGCUGGUAUGGUGAUGACAGCUGAGGGAGAGGCUGGAGAGGUGUUGGAGAAGCUGGGUUAUCUGUGUCUGAGUCACCACUGUCACCAGGUAAUGAAGGCAGGCUGAUGCCAAGGGGAGGAUGGGUUUUCCUCUGAACUAAAGGGCUGACAGGGAUAAAGGGUGGUGCUAGAGGAAGCUGGAGUAGAGCCAUGAGUGGGAGAUAAGAGUCUUUUGUUGGCAGCUUCAGUUUCUUUUGCUUGUAGGUGACUUUACUUGGUUUGGGUGUGAAUCCACAGUUAGUCAAGAUUCAUUGUCUAGAACAAAAAUCUCUGCCAGAUUCUUCCUGUUCAGUUCUUGUGGCUCCUCAGUGGGACUUGUUGGUUCUUCUUGCAUCUCUUCUGGGCUUGAUGCCUCACCAGAUAUAAGCCGGCAAUUAUCUCUCGUUGAAUCUAAUUUCAGGGAGUUUCUGGACAAUAUUAUGUUUUAAAAGAAAUCAUUAAAUUUUUUACCACUAGAAAAGACUUGAGCUACUCUCCACCAAGUCACAAGGCAGAAUAUUACGGGUCUUAAACCAAGGGAGGAAAGUUUUGAGCCAAGUCAGUUCUCAAGUCCACAAAAAUAAUGACUCAUUGCCACUCACAUCAGGCUUUAGAUUCUUCAUUGUUUCUCCAUCUUAUCAUUUAAUACUGAAGGCGUACUGCCAGAUGAAAUACCACCAGACAAAAUCAUGCACUUUUCCAAUGAUUCCUGAGAAAAAAAGACUUAAUUCAUAGAGGAUCAACAUAUUGAUUACAGUACCAGCAUCAUCCAGAUAAGACUAAAUUAUUUUCCAUUACAGUAUUUUCAGAAUUUGCAGGUUUCUUAUUCAGGCAUAUACAGUACUGUAUAGUGUAUAUAUAUACAGUAUAGGAAAUAAGACAGGAAACAGUAGAACUAGUAUUGAAUAAAGAUAAUAGAAAAUACAAACCUUGGAAAUGUAAUUAUUUUUAGUUCGCGUAAAAAGUAAGUGGAAAACUAUGUCUUUCAUAUAUUUAUUUUAUUUCAUAUUCUUUUGGAAAAAGUAGAUAUGUCUUACACUUAAAGACACAAUUAAUGUAAUAAAUCUAUUAAUCUUGAGACAACAUUAGUACUGUACCUAUUAAUAAUCAGCUAAACUAAAUUAGAUUGUCUGACUCAGGACAAAGUAAAGUACCCAGUGCAGUACAGUGCAGGACAGUACAAUACAGUACAGUACAGUGCAGGAUAGUACAAUACAAUGCAGUACAGUACUGUGCAGUAUAGUACUGUGCAGUAUGGUACAGUACAGUACUGUGCAGUAUAGUACAAUACAGUACAGUACAGUAUAAUACAGUUCAGUACAAUACAGUGCUGUAGAGUAGAGUACAGUACAGUACUGUACAGUACAGUAAAGUGUUACAUGAGGUUUUUACAGCGGUAUAUAAUUUAUAGUGAACUGGUCACGAUAUACAAGUUUUCUUUGACAAAGGCAUCCAUAUAACACUAACCCAGACUUAAUCUAUCAACAAUCUGAAUAUGAAUCAUAUUUAGUGGUCAGGUGUAUAACCACAAUUGUUUGUAUAUUGUGUAUUUUAUUAAAAGUAUUUUAAGAUUA
Messenger RNA from Homarus americanus (American lobster), 5244 nucleotides. Its product is annotated as long-chain-fatty-acid--CoA ligase ACSBG2-like. The record is from RefSeq and is a predicted model, not a curated record. Gene Ontology annotation, cellular component: endoplasmic reticulum; membrane. The transcript is spliced from 14 exons. Gene Ontology annotation, molecular function: long-chain fatty acid-CoA ligase activity. Lineage: Eukaryota; Metazoa; Arthropoda; Malacostraca; Decapoda; Nephropidae. Bases 41 to 2089 code for a protein of 682 amino acids.